AUGGGAGGAGGAAGAGCUAUGGCGACGGCAGCGAAGGUGGCUGGAAUCGGAGUCUCGAAAGGAGGAUUCGGGUUUGCGGCGGCGGCGCUUUCUCCGGCGAGUAAGAAGUUUAUGGUCAAAAACACCGCCGUGUCUAAGCCGGUUACGGCUUCGAUUUCAUCGGUUGCUCAUCCUUCCAUCGAAGAAGGCUCGAUGAUUAUGCAUAGGCUGGUUUGGGACGAUUGGGAUUUUGUCAAAGAGGAGCUGAUUCCUAAGGUUGUUUUCAGUAAACCUCCUUCUCUCCAAGAGGCGAAGUGCUCAGGGUUGCUAGACGUUUUGAUGCUUAGAUCGAUUUUUCCGCAGGGUGGUAAAGUUUUUGAAGACGAACGAGCUUCAAAGAAUGAGUGGCAGUUUGGAAAGCCAAAUCGGGCGAUUCGGGACAGGCAUAUUAAGAAGAAAUCUCCACCUGGUCGAGGAAAAAAGCCUCGCGAUAAGAAAACAAAACGAUGGCACAGAGAUGGGAGCCUUGGCGACGAUGAGUUUGACGCUGAGACUACAUUUGCUGACAAACUAUUAGGUUAUCCCUUAUAA
Arabis nemorensis is the source of this 570-nucleotide messenger RNA. The record is from the annotation of a GenBank genome assembly. Lineage: Eukaryota; Viridiplantae; Streptophyta; Magnoliopsida; Brassicales; Brassicaceae.